This is a messenger RNA of Prunus armeniaca (apricot), 510 nucleotides long. Lineage: Eukaryota; Viridiplantae; Streptophyta; Magnoliopsida; Rosales; Rosaceae. The record is from the annotation of a GenBank genome assembly.
AUGACAAUGUGCAGUGGCGUGUCAUCUCCCAACCGAGCUCAAUCAACUCAACAAGCUAUACCGCAGCCAAUAGAAGCUCAAAUUGUAGUUGGUCGCUUUGACCUAAAUUCAUUGCCUGAGGAACGAGAUGACCAACUAAUGGCGGUGGUUUUUUAUCAAGAUCAACCACCAUCCGCAACGGAUCAAGAUCAACCACCACCUGUGACUGAUGAACAUCAACCAUCAACUGUGGUUGAUCAACAUCAGCCACCAGUUGUGGCAGAUCAAGAUCAACCAAGACCGAAACGCCAUCGGGGAAGAUUUAGAAACUCUGGUUCGAGACCAAUCGAGGUUGAAUGGCCUGACUGGUUGCCUUCCACGUGGAAGUUCAUUGCCACAAAACGCAAACGUGGUAGGACUAAGAAUAUGAUUGACAAGCUGUAUAUAAGCCCGGAAGGACACCAGUUUCGGUCCAAGAAGCAAGUUCUCGAUUGGAUUAGAAGAAGUCAUGUUGAAAAUGAUAACUUGUAA